Molecule: messenger RNA, 5407 nt
Organism: Schistosoma curassoni
Lineage: Eukaryota; Metazoa; Platyhelminthes; Trematoda; Strigeidida; Schistosomatidae
Source: the annotation of a GenBank genome assembly
UCCGUAUCCAAGUGAUAACACGACAUAGUGACUAGUUAUAUCAUACUGUAAUACAACAAAGAAAGAAAAAAGAAGUAAGGGAUCAUAUUCAGAAGACUUGUAAAAAGAUACAGUACACAUAUACACAUAUCCAUAUACAUAUUAGAUAUAAUGUAAACAAGUGAAUUAUAAUAGAAGGAUAUAAAAAAGAAACCGAAUUAUUCUUAGUAAUUACUAAUGAAAAUUGUGACAAAUCAUUUAAUACUUGUUUAUAUCUUAUUCUACGAUAGUAAAAUUUAUGUUUAUUACUGACAAAAACAAGAACAACAAUAAUAAUAAUAUUCAUAACUGAGAAAUAGAACUAUUAAAGAUUCAAAAUGGAAUAUCAUAUCAAUUACAAUCACUUAUUCGACUGAAAUCUCCUUAUUCAUGAUUUAUUGAAGAGUAUUCAUUAGAUGUUUCUCUUUUUUUUUUCUUCUCUCAGUUCAACGAAUACGGAUUCCAUUAUUGAUUAUUGAUUAAAACAAUAACAACAACAACAACAAUAACAAGAGUAUUGAUUUAUUCAUAAUAAAAUAAAAUAAUGAAUGUAUAUAAUAGUGAAAUUGUAUCAAUCAAAUCAUUGCAUAGUAAUACUAGUCAUGUAUUAUCAUCAUCAUCAUCAUCAUCAUCAUCAUCGAAUUCUUCAUCACAACAAUCAUCUAAUUCAUUAAGAGCACCAUCUAUCACUGGUUUACCCCAAUUGAAAAAUCUUACAGCCACAGAAAUUAAUAAUAUUAAUAAAAAUCCAUUCAUUACAUAUCCAAAUGAUAAAUAUUAUAUAAAAAAUAUACCAAAUAUUAUUAAUACUACUCAUAAUAAUAAUAAUACUACUGAUUUUACUGAUGAAAUCUUUCAAACCAAUGGACAAUUAUUAACUAUUCCAGAUGGAAUGAAUCAUAAUCAUAAUCAUAAUAAUAAUAAUAAUGAAUCAAAUCUAUGGAAUUUGAAUUAUAAUACACAUUCUAUUCAUAAACAUAAAACUAGAAAUAAUACAUUAUUUUGUGGUCCAGGACGUAAACGUUAUUUAAUUGCAUUUUUAUGUUGUACAUGUCUUACUAUUGUUAUUGGUAUGAGAUCAGAAAUGUUAGGUAUUAUAACAAAUUUAAAUAAUACUAAUACACGUAUCACAUUUGGUAUUAAAUAUACAACAAAUAUGAAAUAUCAAAUGGAUUAUAAUCAUCAUCAUCAUCAUUAUCUUCAUAAUCAUAUGAAUCUAUUCAAUAGAUCAAAACAAAUGAAUCAUAUCAAUAUAAAUGGAUCUAUAUAUUCAAAGAAAGAACAUCAAGAAGGAGAACAACAUGAAGAAGAAGAAGAAGAUAAUGAUGAUGAUGAGGAGGAUAUUGAUCAUGAAUUACAUACCGAUUCAAAUAGACUAUUAGAUAAUAUACGUCCAUCAACAUCAUUAAUAUUUAAACCAUCAGAACAUCGUAAAAUGCCAUGGACAGAAACAAUUAAAAAUGAUAUAGUAGAAAAUUCUGUAUUUUUUGCUUAUUUAAUAACAAGUCCAAUAGGUGGUUAUUUAACAGUGAAUUAUGAUUCAUCAUUUUUAUUAGGUAGUUCUGUAGCAAUUACAUGUGGUAUGAAUUUAUUUUUACCACUUGUUGAAACUAUAGGUAAUAAUAUUAAUGCAAAAUUAAUUAUGAUUAUAUUAUUAAGAUUAAUACAAGGUUUAGCUGAAGGUUGUUUAAUACCAUCAGUAUUUGGUAUAUUACGUUUUUGGAGUCCUAUUAAUGAACGUUCAACAUUAGUAUGUUUAUCUGUUAUAGGGGUAUCAUUAGGACCAUUAAUUGGUUUACCAGUAUGUGCUGAAAUUGAAAAAAAAUGGGGUUGGGGUGUUGUAUUUUAUAUUUAUGCUAAUUUAGGUUUAAUAUGGUGUAUAUUUUGGUGGAGAUUAAUUGAUGAAAAACCAAAUAAAGAUAAAAAAUUAAAUAAAUAUGAAUUAAAUUAUUUAAAAUCAACAAUAUCUAAUCGUAUAUUAUAUAAUCAUAAUUAUACUCCGAUACCAUGGAAUAAAAUAUUUACAUCACGUCCUGUAUAUGCUAUAUUAUUUACAUAUGCUGCAGAUGAUUGGACAUUUCAAAUAUCAUCAGUAUGUAUGCAAUCAUUUUAUCAACAAAUUUAUAAUGUCGAUGUAGAACGUACUAUAUUUUUUUUAUCAUUCCCUUUUUUAUCAAGAUCAAUAUUUGUACCAAUUGGUGGAAUAUUUGCAGACUUGUUAAGAAUUAAUACUAAAUUAUCACGAACUACAAUACAUAAAUUAUUUGCUGGAUUAGGAUUUGGAUUAAAAGGUAUAUUCUUUAUAGCACUUGGUUAUGCACCAUCUGAAAUCUAUGCAACAAUGUUACUUUCAUUGGCAUUAGGUUUCUCUGGAUUGGCAGUAGCAGGCUACGCUGUAAAUGUGAUUGAUUUAGCUCCUAAUUUCUCAGGUUUGGUUAUGGGAUUCGCUAAUAGUGAUACUGGGCAGCCCAGUAUUGGUCAUCAUAUGGGUCCUUUAGAAACUGGUCAAAUAUAUUCCGGAGGAUCAUGUGAAGUUUUUUCUCAUCUAAUUGGUGCUCGUGGUAAAGAUGUUUUAUAUGUUGGUGAUCAUGUUUAUGGUGAUAUAUUAAAAUCGAAAAAAACUGUCGGUUGGAGAACAUAUUUAAUUAUACCAGAAUUAGCAAAUGAAAUAUAUGUAUGGAAAAAAAAGAAAUCAUUAUUUGAUGAAUUACAAAAAAUUGAUAAUAAUUUAGAAACAAUCUAUCGUGAUUUGAAUAUCUCAUCGAAUAUAAGACCGGAUGUUGGAGAUUUACAGAGAAAAAUUCGGGCUGUGGCUCAACGAAUGGAAGAAUCUUAUGGUGCAUUGGGAAGUAUUUUCCGAAACGCUUGAAUGUAGCUGAAUUGAAUUGAUAGUAAGAAUGAAUUUAAUGUAUAUUAAAUUCUUAGUUGUUCUUGUUCCAUUUCAAUUUCAUAUAGAUUAUCGACUGAUUGUAUUAUAAUCUUGAGUUAAACCUCAAUUAUAAUUCGUUGGUAAAUAUGUUACAUUUAUUUCAGUCUCCAUGACAUAUAUACACAUCUAUUUUGGGCGGUUGUUUGAAUCUAAUAUUAUAAUCCACUAUUAACCUAACCCAACCACACACAUUACUGAGAAAAUCAAGAGUGAGCAAGAAGCUUUUAUUGGUCGACCACAAACAAAAUAUACGCACUAACUCGUUCUUUAUACGUAUAAGAAGUUAUGAGCAAUUCAGAAUCUCAGAAUUCGGGGAAAGAUAAAGAACAGAUGCACCUGCGCCACGUCAAACGAUUUUAAGCCAUGUCAUUUAAAGUCUAAGCGUUGGUUUUGAUGCUCGCGCAGACCACAAUCAAGUAGUCUACACCUAUUAUCAUGGCUCAAUUCAAUUGUCAAUGAUUUCAUGUACUGAUGCCAUGUAUCGGUUUGGCUGCCUCUAGCUUUUUCCCAUCUUAUUCCUGCACCAGAAAGCAUCACUCGUCAAGAUAGACAAUAGUUGGACAUACAUAACACAUUUCCCAACCACCUCAGUUGACGAAAAUUCACUUGCUCAUCAGUCGAUUUCCCACCUUUACCAAAAACUCUAUUUCUAACCCCAAGCAUUGCUUACUUCUUGAUCCCAAAACUUGCAACUAGUCGGCUCAAAAAUCUUGCCUGAAAAUAUAUUAAGCAUGAUUAUUAUUUAUUUGAGAGUUUAGCAUAUAUAAUUGUAAAGGAUUUUAGAUCAGCAUUAUUAUGCUUCCUUCUGAUUGAUUGAUCCGCAAUUAACGGCCAAUGUCGUAUUUGUACAGUUCGUUAGUAGUGAUAGAAUUUCACGGAUUAUAAAGGAUUAUGGCCAUUAGUCUAGGUAAUUCGACAUUAAGUGUCCUGUUGGUAAAUACGUUAGACAAUUGCCAUGUUAAGUAUUUCUAUUAGUGAGUUGAGUGUUUUGCUUUAUAAUGAAAAUUAACGUUUAGAUCAUUGAAAUAUGAAAACACAAUGUACACUAUAAUUACUCAUUAUUUAUAAGUCUCUUUUUUUCUGUGUUAUAUUAUUGAUUUUUAUCUUAUUUCAGGUUCUCGUCAUACAUUCUUCUCAUCUCAAGUAUUACGUUAUGCCGAUUUAUAUUCUUUCUCUUGUAUUAAUCUAAUCUAUUAUCCUUUAUGUUAUAUGUUUCGUGCACCAGCUAUGCUUAUGCCUCAUGAAUCAACUGUAUCUCAUGGUGAUUCACCAAAAGAUAGUUUUUCCGAUUUAGAUGCUUUACCGUGUGGAAUUCGUCGACGUACUAAAAAUGAAAUCACUCCAUUAUCAACGGACAUAAAUGGUCUUAACUCUACUUUGGAGAGUUCACUUUAUUGUAAGAGUAAUAAUAAUACUAUUUGUGAAUCUGAUGAAGAACAGGAUGAUUCACUUGAUUCCGAUUAAAGUUAUUGAACUUCACCAAAUUUUUUUUCUCUCUCACAAUUGGUUCUAUUAUUCUUAUCAAUGUAAACACGCUUAAGGAAUAAAGAAAAUAAUAAUAAGAGAAAAUUAAAAUAGAGAAAAUUGAAAAGAAAAAAAAGUGUACAUGUACACACACACACACACACACACCUACAUACAUACACAUACACGCUCAAACAAAUAAACAAACAUAAUCGCUUAUUAUAUAAAUAUAAAUAUGUUAAUCAAAACUUACUACCUACAUUGCCUGAUCAUUGUUAAUGUCUAUUCCAUUUAGUCAAUAUACACAUACACUUUUUAUUGUAUUUCUAGUCCGAUUCAAUAUGAUGAUUAGUAGAAUGAAUAUGAUAAUUAAAGCGAAUGAUUUUUGCGUUGUUUGUUUUUUUAUUAUUUAAUUAUUUAUUAUUUUUAUUGAUCAUUGAACAAUUGAAAUCCUGCGGGUUUUUUUAAAAAAAUAUCUAAUAACAAUGAAUUCACUGUUGAUUUAAUCAUUCAAUGGAAAUUAUUUUUAAUUCAAAUCAUCUUGAUGAUUGAUUGAUUGAUUGGUGACGACGCCUUACUUACUUACCUACGCCUGUUACUCCUGAUGAAGGAGUAUAGGCCGCUCACCAGCAUUCUCCACGCCUACAUUCUUAUAAUUAACCAUUUGAUUUCAUUAUCAUGAUUAUUAAUUAGUAUGAUUGUUUUGUCACUAAGUGAUGAUAAGAAUGUUUUACCUCUAAAAAAAAUGAUUGUUUUCUCUUAAUCCAUCUAUCUAUCUAUCUCCAUCCGUCAUUAUUGUUUACCGAUGAAGAAAUAUAUCAAAAAAAAGAAAAGGAAAAAAAAGUAAUCCGAUAGGAUGGGAAAAUUUGGUGAAUUUAUUUCAAAUAUAUAUCUAUAUAUAAGAAAUGAUUAGUUAUUUGGUGCUUUACAUAAUGGAUCUCAUUGUUUCAAAUCAUCAUUCAACUCAAUAUAUCAUAUGUACUACAUAUAUAUAUA